CGAAAUCGCCUUCAGUAACCCUCUUCGUUUCUGUUCUGCGCAAUUCUCUCACUAAAUUUGAAUUCACAUUUAUCUCUCUAGAAGUCUCGGAGAUCAUCUAUGGAAGAGGCCACCAAAGAACAGUUGUCUGCUUCAGCCAGUGCUAAGCGAUCAGCUACGAGGCUGCUUCGGUAUCCGCUGCGAUCCGCUGGAAAGGUGAAGGAGGAAAAGCCGCCCCUAGCCGAUUCCUUUAACUCGUCUGCUACCAGAAGGAUAAAGCCUGGACCAUCAGUGAGCAAGAGUAUAAGUGUCCUUGAUCUCAACCAUAGCAAGGACAGACCUGCUAAGCCUCCAAGAAGGAUGUCUAACCCCUCCAACUCAGCUGGCAGUCCAGCUGCUUCAGCACAAGCUGGAAAUGUCACUCCGAUUUCCGAGGCUACUAGAUCUAAAAGGUCUAACCUUGGUAACAAUGAAGGGAGAAGUGAUACCCCAACACCCUCGGAUGUUUCCAGGUCUUUAAUCCGAAGGAAGUUCAGUGUUAUAUCAUCAGCAUCAUACUGGCUAACUCAGAUCAAGCUGUCUGAAUCUGCUGCAAAACACUCCAUUUCCCUUGGUUUUUUCAAACUUGGCUUGGAAGCUGGAUGUGAGCCUCUUCAGUGCAUGAGGGAUGAGCUUAGAGCAUAUGCCCAACGACAUAACCUUGUUGAACUAGGAGAGUCUGUGAAGCAAUUGUUCGAAAGCUAUAAAAUCUUACCAGACUUUGAACAGUUGCAAGUGUCUGAAACUUGCUCGCAUGUUCUUGAUGAAGAGGUAACACGAUCUUCGGAUGAUGAGAUUCACAGCAGAUCUUCACCCGUAGCAGGGGCGGUGGAUUCUGAGAAGCAAUUGGGGUCGCAUAAACCACCUUCCUCCACCACUAGGCAGGCUGCUGUUGUUGCUGACCAAGCAAAGGAUGCAUCUAGAUUGAAGAGUGAGACUGGAACAAAGAAGCAACAAAAGCCCAUAAAGAAAGAAGCAGGAAUUAGUGGUCGCAACAACGUGCAAAAGAAGAUACAGAAAAUGCCCAUCAAGAAGAAUGAGCCAACAAAGGGUAAGGUCAAAGUGCAACAGGGUAAGAAUAGUGUGGCUGAAGAAGAGAUUAUUAAGGAUGUUCCUGUACCAGAGAAAUUGCUUGAGGAAAACAAAGAAAACACGGAUGCGGCCCUUCAGAUGGAAGAGAUCAGUUGUGUGGAAGAGUGAGUAGGAAGUUGAUGAAUAAAGGCAAAUAACAAUAGUAACAUAAACAAUAUAUUGUUUCUUUGAUGGUUCUGGAUUGGCAGCUAGCUGUCUCUUAUGAUGAGAGUUAGCGGUACAAUGGAUCAUAUUUCAUGUGGCAUUUACUUACAGCUUUGUGCUUUCAAGAGUACUUUGCUUAUCUCAUGGUGUCGUCAAGCGUAUAUAGUUUGUUUGUUUGGAGGAGUUGGGUAAGAUGUUAACAAGAUGUUAAC
Cuscuta europaea is the source of this 1466-nucleotide messenger RNA. Lineage: Eukaryota; Viridiplantae; Streptophyta; Magnoliopsida; Solanales; Convolvulaceae. The record is from the annotation of a GenBank genome assembly.